GUAGUCCAAGCUAGUGCACUGGGAGUCAGGAGCUGUCAGAGUUUAGUUUAGAAGUCUUCCUUGGGAGCUGCCUGGUCACAUCAUCUUUUGGGUGUCUAGUUGAGAGAAGCCCAUGACAGUGGCCACGUGAAAGGACGAUUGGCAACAUGGACCCUGGGCCUUCCGGUUUGGGUGGCAGUUUGCAUGAUGAUCUGCUGCGCGGCUUUCAGGAUACGGGCAUGUACGAGUAUGGGGUAGAGUACGGCAUAAUUCAGGAUGGGGAGAUCCCCGAGGUCCAAUUGCGAGGGGAUGCUGCGAGCUCGGAUGCAGCAACUAUGAGCGCCCUAAACCCACAGCAGUUUGGUGGGGCGUCUGUCUCCGGCUGCGAUCGGGACGCCAUAGUGAAUGGGCAGCGCCUGGUUCUGGCAGCGGAUGCAGCCAUUGCAGAUGCUUUGAAAGUGGGAGAGGCGACGCGGCUGCGGAUGGCAACCGAUGAGCACGGCGCGGCCAACGGCUCGGAGGAUGCUGACGACCCCAUGCAGGGAACACCGCCAAAGCAGCGCAAGAAGAGGCGAGUUGCACUUGCACUUGCCGAUCACCCUGCUCACAGCCCAGAUCUCCCUGCCCUGCAGCCUACUGACGAGCAGGGCUGCGAUCUGCUCUUACUGGAGCAGAUGUCGGCGGCGCGCGGCAUGAGCAGCACGGGCAGCGAGGGCGCGUCGGUGGGCGGCCGGAACAACGGCAAGGGGCUGCGCCACUUCAGCAUGAAGGUGUGCGAGAAGGUGGAGAGCAAGGGGCGCACCACCUACAACGAGGUCGCCGACGAACUCGUCCAAGAGUUCUCUGCUCCCAGCCUCCAAGCGGGGUCGCCGGGAGGGGCGGCGUACGACGAGAAGAACAUCCGGCGGCGAGUGUACGAUGCGCUCAACGUGCUCAUGGCCAUGGACAUCAUCACCAAGGACAAGAAGGAGAUCUCCUGGCAGGGCCUUCCCCCCGCACCCGCCUCCACUCUGGAGCGCCUCAAAGAACAGCGUGUCCGCCUGCGCGCCAAGCUCGCUCAGCAGCAUGCCUACCUCAAGGAGACAAGCAAGCAGCACGCGGCGUACCGCAACCUGAUCGUGCGCAACCUGGACCGGCCGGCGAGCGCGCUGGCGUCCAUUGCCGCGCCCCACGGAGCUGCGCCCACUGCGCUGCCGCUGCCAUUCAUCCUGAUCCAAGUCAACCCCGAGGCCUCCGUGGAGAUCCAGAUCGCCGACGACAACCGCCAGGCCAUGUUCGACUUCGCCGGGACAUGCUUCCGCAUCAUGGGCGACGACGAGGUCCUCUACGAGAUGAACAUGCACCUGGGCGGCGAAGGCGCGCAACAGCAGCUGACGGCACCGCUGCAGCCGGCGCCGCGCGCGCCGUCACCCGCGGUGGACUCCGCGCUCUCCCCCGCUGCGGCGGCCAUUGCAGCGGCGGCCGCAGCGCGGGGGCCGCUCCCCAGGCUCGUGCCGAUGGGCAUCGCCUCCGCCACCGCGCUGCCACCGCUCGCGGGGGGCGCGCCCCCCAGCAGCAUGCCGGGUGCCGGCGCAUUGGCGAGCGGCUUGGCCGCUCUGCGCGGGCAGGCGGCCGCGCUGGGGGUGGGGCAGCAGCUGCCGCCAGCAACCUGGUCCCGCCCGGAGCAGCAGCUGGUCAGCCCGGACUCUGCCAGGGCCAUGGAGGAGGGCACGCCACCAGACAGCGUAAAGAGCGCAGGUGGCCAGAAUGGGCGCAUCCCUCAGACGCCCCAGUCUGGGGGCAGCCUGCCGGGCAGCAUCGGGGGAACCAUGGACCUGUCUCCGGGGGGGUUGCUGUCUGCCAUGACCGGCGUGUCAUCCUCACAGGGCUCCCUCAUGUCGCCAACCCCAGAGAUGGUGGGCAAUGCUGCACAGGGCUGGCGCUGGGCUGACCCCCAGAACAGUGCUGGAAUCUCUCAUGCCUCCACCAGCACACCCACUGCCCCCUCCACCCAGCACCUGCAGGACUUGAUGCAGCAGAUGCACGCAAGCAGACAGGAGGGCAUGGCAGGCACCUACAGCCAGGGAUUCCCCAUUGCGAGCCUGGACGCCUCAGGCCACCCCUACAUGAGGCAGUGGCACCAGUGAGCUGGCAGCCUGUCUCCCCUGAACGCAGCAGCAGUGUCACAGGCAGCAGGCUGGUGUCCCCCACACCUUAUGACCCCGGGCCUCUGCUGCAUGUGAGAGGCUUCAAGUGGAGACAAUGUCAUGAGGUGUCAGAGAGGUGUCAGAGAGGUGUCUGGGGUGCCGUAGUGUUGCACAUUUUGCUGCAUUCUGCAGAGCAUGAAGGGUCUGUAAGCAGCGCAGAAAGCCUGUGCAAUGAUUGCUGUUGGAAGCACUCCAUCCAGCUGUACAAAUGAGGCAUUUGAUUGUGAAGGUGUGUGAUAUGGAAUGAGUUAACGGCGGAGGUUGCAGUGCCCCUUUGCUGGAUGCCAGAGCGUGUGAGAGCCCGAAGCAUAUCAUACGUGGCAUCCGCUGACUGAGUUUUGCCUGCCACAACACUUUGUGCAGGCAGGUUCAGCAAUGCUGUCUUGCAAAUGCAUGAGUGCCCCACUCUUGUGUUGGCCGGUGAUGCUAUAGGAGCAUCGCAGUCCAAAACCUGAUGAAAAUGGGAAACUUGGAGGGUGUAGCAGCCUCGUGUAUGUUGUAUGAAGAUGAGAUGGGUUGAAAGAUAGUGGAGUCUUUUGUGUGUGUGAUGGCAGCAGCUAUAUAGCAUAUAUAGCAUAUAUGCACUGCACAACAGGUCUCUGGAUAUGAAAUUAGGGAUGCCCUGUGUAGACUUGACACCUUUCACGAUUGGCUUUGCAGAUCUGCUCAUAGAUUUGAUGUGACCGUUACUCUGCUCUCCGUUUAUUUGGUUUACAUGCCUUCUGCUGAUGCCAUAAUGACGCCCAGCAAUGUAGGAAGGUCGCAUAGGUUGUAUCACACAAGCUGCAAAGAGGAAAUAUGC
This is a messenger RNA of Coccomyxa subellipsoidea C-169, 2967 nucleotides long. RefSeq lists its product as hypothetical. NCBI's taxonomy places the organism in Eukaryota, Viridiplantae, Chlorophyta, Trebouxiophyceae, Coccomyxaceae. Bases 147 to 2105 code for a protein of 652 amino acids. Gene Ontology annotation, cellular component: nucleus; transcription regulator complex. Gene Ontology annotation, molecular function: RNA polymerase II transcription regulatory region sequence-specific DNA binding; DNA-binding transcription factor activity, RNA polymerase II-specific. Gene Ontology annotation, biological process: regulation of transcription by RNA polymerase II; regulation of cell cycle. The transcript has 12 exons. The record is from RefSeq and is a predicted model, not a curated record.